This is a messenger RNA of Babesia ovata, 1161 nucleotides long. RefSeq lists its product as uncharacterized. Lineage: Eukaryota; Apicomplexa; Aconoidasida; Piroplasmida; Babesiidae. Bases 1 to 1161 code for a protein of 386 amino acids. The transcript has a single exon. The record is from RefSeq and is a predicted model, not a curated record.
AUGGUUUUCAAUUCGUUGACUGAGGCUCCUCACAACCUCAAGGAGGCUAUUGACUGGUUGAUAGCCCUGAGGGGGACUGAUGCUGAAGCCAACCUGACUGCCAUGGGUACCGCACUUCACGAGUUGCUCGCAAACACUCCUGUUGGCUUCACGGAGGUGCCAGCUCUCGAGGCAGCCAAAGUUAUUACUAAGGAGUUCCUGGAGCGGGAGCAGCUUAAAGACCAGUCGUUCGUGAAGAAGCUGCUGAAGAAGUUCAAUGAGCCCGAGAAAAAAAGUUGCAACAUGUGGUGGAAGCGCUUCUGGCCUAACUACAUAAGCGACUACGAGAACAUCGUACAAAAAAACCAAUAUGAUCCCGAAGCCAUGGGAUUGUACUUAGGUCGCGUUGUGUAUGGUUGUGACAAGUUCCUGAAGCAUAUGAAAAUCCCCGAUCAAUACGAGUCUGCCUACAGUUCAGAGGCUACGUGGGCCGAAUCAUGCUCUAAAAAGCCGGAAGAUUGCGCAGCAGUCUUCGUGGGAAUUGCGCCCAUGUUAUACGCGGGCCUACGUUCUUUGAAGUACGCGACAAGAAUCGCACGUAAGAACGAGUCUAAUGAUAAGGUGAGGCAGCGUUUGGCAGAUUUAUUGAGAGCCGUUGGUUAUGACGAGUCGCAAAGGCGUCCCCGGAUGGGAAUUCCGUACGUAGUCGAGGCGUUGAGCGAUGUGGACAAAGAUGUAUUUGACAUCCUCUACGACUUCUCUGGAUUCUGGGGUUUCUAUGGAUUGAGUAAUGCAGCAGCUGGAGAGCUUGGAGGUGUCGAGGAUGUGGAAUGUGUGCAAUCCGUGGAGCCCGUGGAGCCAUUGGACUCUGUGGAACCUGUAGAGCCUACUCAAGAUGAACUCGUGGAGUUUGUGGACCCAGUAGAGCCUACUCAAGAUGAAGAACUCGUAGAAUCUGUUGAACCCGUUCAAGAGGAACAAUUUGCGGGAGUUGAAGAACCUAUUCAAGCGGAACAAGCCGUGGAACCUGUAGAAGCUGCGAGGCCCACAGAAGGUGAACCUGCGAAAGCCGCAAAACCUAAAAAAGGCAAGAAGGGCAAAAAGGGUAAGAAGGGUAAGAAAGGCAAGAAAGGCAAAAAGGGUAAAAGGACUGCAAAAGCUGUAGAAGCAGGUCAGCAAUAA